This is a messenger RNA of Limulus polyphemus (Atlantic horseshoe crab), 2301 nucleotides long. RefSeq lists its product as uncharacterized. Gene Ontology annotation, biological process: DNA integration. Gene Ontology annotation, molecular function: nucleic acid binding. The coding region runs from base 1 to 2301 and encodes 766 amino acids. The transcript has a single exon. The record is from RefSeq and is a predicted model, not a curated record. NCBI's taxonomy places the organism in Eukaryota, Metazoa, Arthropoda, Merostomata, Xiphosura, Limulidae.
AUGACAGACCGCAUGUUACCAUUCCGUCAGUUACUGAAACCGAGUACACCUUUUAAGUGGGACUCAACUCUCGAUGACCUCUUUCAGGAGUCAAAAGCGGUGAUCAUCAACGAGAUUGAAAAUGGUGUGCGCAUAUUUGACCCCACUAAGCUGACUUGCUUAGCGACGGAUUGGUCUAAAAAUGGAAUAGGGUUCUGGUUAUUCCAAAAACACUGUGACUGUGCUCAAAUUUUACCGUUUUGUUGUACUGAUGGAUGGAAAAUAACUUUAGUUGGAAGCAGAUUCACUAGUGCUACAGAAUCGCGAUAUGCACCAGUCGAGGGCGAAGCAUUAGCCGUAGCUGAUGCUCUUGAGAAGGCUCGAUAUUUUGUACUUGGAUGUGAAAACUUAGUGAUAGCAGUGGAUCAUAAACUGCUGUUGAAACUAUUUGGGGAUAGGUCUCUAGAAGACAUCCCUAAUGCUCGACUCCCCAACCUGAAAGAAAAGACGCUUCGAUACAAGUUCAAGAUGCUACAUGUACCAGGUGCCAAGAACCGAGCACCAGAUGCCGUUUCACGUAACCCGACUGGAGAUGCAGAACCAAUGGUACUCAUUGAUGACAUCUCAUCAGUAUCCCUGAACAAUGAAUCUUACCUGUACUUAUCAGUUGCUUAUUCAAUUGAAAACUUGAAAUGUGUACCAUGGGACAAAGUGCGCACAGCUACCUCGAGCAACGAAUCUAUGCAUCAACUAGUGGAGAUUAUAGAAACGGGUGUUCCCGCCGCUCGUACUGACUUCCCGUCUUCCCUACAAGGUUUCUUCCUGUUUAGAGACCAUUUGUCCACAGUUGACAGUGUCGCUAUCUACAAAGACCGACUGGUGAUCCCACCUUCGAUACAACAGGAUAUACUUACCUCCCUUCAUUCCGCUCACCAAGGGGUAACAUCAAUGACAUCUAGGGCUGAACAGUCUGUCUUCUGGCCAGAAAUAACUGCUGACAUCACGAGUAUAAGGCAUAAUUGCUCACAUUGUAAUCGUAUGGCACCUUCUCAGCCCAAUCCUCCUCCAACACCACUUGUAUACGCUCAAUACCCGUUUCAAUGUCUAUCUGCUGACUUCUUUCAUUACAAGGGUGUAAAUUACCUUGUGAUAGAGGACAGGUAUUCAAACUGGCCCAUCGUAGAAAGAUCUACCAAUGGUUCAACGGGUCUAAUAGACAGUUUGCAAAAAACAUUCAUUACUUUUGGAAUUCCAGAUGAACUGGCCUCAGAUGGGGGCCCAGAGUUCACUUCGACUGCAACACGAGAUUUCUUGAAAACUUGGGGUGUACACCACAGACUCUCUUCCGUGGCAUUCCCACACAGUAACUGUAGAGCAGAGGUUGGUGUCAAAACGAUAAAGCACAUGAUCACUGACAACACUGGCCCGAAAGGCGAACUUAACACUGAUGCCUUCCAGCGCGCCAUUUUGCAGUAUCGAAACACCCCUGAUCGGGAUACAAAACUUUCAUCUGCUAUGUGUGUACUCGGACGUGCUUUGAAAAACUUCAUUCCCAUCCUUCCGGGUCGUUACCUACCCCACGACACAUGGCAAGACACUCUAGCUCUACGUGAGGCUGCCCUCAGAAAUAGACAUAUAAAAAUAGGGGAACGCCUUAGUGAACAUACCCGACGUCUACCACCACUCAAAGUUGGUGACUUCGUCAGAAUACAAAACCAGACUGGUUGUCACCCUCUAAAGUGGGAUAAAACAGGUCAGGUCAUUGAAGUCCAUCAAUUUGACCAAUAUGCCUUACGAACUGAUGGUUCUGGACGAAUAACACUAUGCAACAGGAAAUUCCUCCGUCGUUACACACCUGUGUACCAACCUCCAACACGACAAACCAUUGCGACUGAUUUACAGAGUCUAUCAAAAACUCCUAUGCCUCAGUCGACUCUCAUACAGACACCGUCGAAACCUGGAAUCACUUACGGUAAUUUAGACACCGACAUGAGUACCACUAGAAGGGACACUUCACCAAUUCACCGUGGCGAACUUACUAGUAACACGCCCGUUGAUUCCCCAGACACUAUGUGUAAUAACCCAGAUCCUAAACCGGUCCCUUCUACUCCAGAUACCAUGCCCGCAUUACCGACACCUCAGCCUGGAUCAACACCUCAAGAACAACCCAUCCAACCAACCACACUACCACCUACAUUCACCACACCCACGACUCCGCGACGUUCCAAACGACCAAGUGUGAAACCAGGAUGGUUACAGGAUUAUGUGCAGUUGAUAACGGGGCAGAAUAAUCCCCCGGCUGGAGGGCAGUCUAACCUGUGA